Xiphophorus couchianus (Monterrey platyfish) is the source of this 3181-nucleotide messenger RNA. It is a transcript of the gene smarcc1b, whose product is annotated as SWI/SNF related BAF chromatin remodeling complex subunit C1b. Lineage: Eukaryota; Metazoa; Chordata; Actinopteri; Cyprinodontiformes; Poeciliidae. The transcript is spliced from 28 exons. Gene Ontology annotation, molecular function: protein binding. Gene Ontology annotation, cellular component: synapse. Bases 126 to 2939 code for a protein of 937 amino acids. Gene Ontology annotation, biological process: cell projection morphogenesis. The record is from RefSeq and is a predicted model, not a curated record.
AGUUAUUUCACUACGGUAGAGCUGCAAUCUCGCGAGAGAACACGAGAACGCAAACCGCUAGCAACCGCGCUAGCCAAUUUCGUUUUUUCGUGUUUGAAAAUUUAUACCGUACUGCAGUGGCUACAAUGUCCGGAGGAACAAACCUCGGCUUUCCGGGGAUAAACCAAGCGUUGGCACAUCGCAAAAAAGACAGUAGUCCCUCUGCUCGGUUCUGGGAGAGUCCGGACACUUUAACCCAGCUGGAGGUGGUGCGACAGUGGAUCGGGAAGCACUACAAAAAGUAUGUGCUGGUGGAUGCUCCAUCUUGUCAGGUGCUGGCUGCAGUCACCUUGCAGCUUCUCCAGUUCCAGGAGGAUGCCUUUGGCAGACAAGCUCCCAACCCUGCGCUUACAAAGCUUCCAGCACAUUGCUUCCUGGACUUGCAACCAGGCGGUGGACUCUGCCACAUCCUCGGCACUGCUUACAAAUUCAAGGUUGAACAGGGCUGGAGAAGGUUUGACCUGCAGAAUCCAUCAAGAACUGAGAGAAACGUCGAGAUGUUUGGUGUGAUUGAAAAAGCUUUAAUCCAGAACAACUGUGUCUCCAUCCCUGUUGUAUUUAUUGACCCUACUGUUGACCUGGAGCUGUCCAGCAGACUCACUGGCAUCAUCAUCAAACACAAGGGUGCAAUUACUGAGGACAGUAUAAUGGCCACUCAUCACAUAUACGACUCACUUGCUUCUACAGAGGAGGAUGAGUGGAUGCGUCCUGUUAUGCGAAAGGAUAAACAUGUUUUGGUCCACUGGGGCAUGCACCCUGACAGUUAUGACAGCUGGCUGUCCUCAAGUGAUGUGGAAGGAGACGUCGAAGACGUGCCGCACGUCGAAAGGCCAUGGAGGGUUCAUGCUGGUUGGGUUCUGGACACAGACGUGUUUAAUGAGUGGAUGAAUGAGGAGGACUAUUGUGUAAAUGAGAGGAAUCUGCCGUUCAUCCUUCGACAGCGAAUCCACCUACAAGAAGAUCAGGACUCCAAGUCCACUCCAUUCAAAAAGAGAAGACGCUCACCCUCCCCUUCCACUGAUGGCAGAAAAAAAGGAAAGAAAGGGAGAAGGCGUGGCCAACAGGAAGAGGAGCCAGAAGAAGACCUGACCAAAGACAUGGAGGACCCAACGCCUGUGCCAAAUAUGGAAGUAGUCACUCUACCCAAGAAUGUGAACCUAAAGAAAGAUAGUGAGAAUACGCCAGUGAAGGGAGGCAUCAUGGCUGACCUUGAUGAUCAGGAAGAUGACUUUCCUGGAAGGGAAGAAGAUGAGGGAAGAAGUGAGAUCCCUCGCUUAUCAGAGGGAGAGGACAAUAUCACUGAACAAACUCAUCAUAUCAUAAUCCCAAGCUACACAUCAUGGUUCAAUUAUAACAGCAUUCACUCGAUAGAGAAACGUGCUCUUCCUGAAUUCUUCAACGGAAAGAACAAAUCGAAAACUCCUGAAAUCUUCCUGGCGUAUCGUAACUUCAUGAUCGACACGUACCGACUCAACCCCCAGGACUACCUCAGCUCAACGUCCUGCAGGCGCAAUCUCACUGGAGACGUCUGUGCCCUUAUAAGGGUUCAUGCCUUUUUAGAACAGUGGGGUUUGAUCAACUACCAAGUGGAUGCAGAGAGCCGACCCCUCCCUAUGGGACCUCCUCCAACCCCUCAUUUCAAUGUCCUGGCCGACACGCCAUCCGGACUGGCACCCCUGCAGCACAAACCCCUUCAGGUGUCCGCCUCACAGCACAUGUUGAAUUUCCCAGAGAAGAGCAGAGAGAAACCUUUGGACUACCAGAACUUUGGUCUGCGCACCGACAUCUAUGCCAGGAAACACCCAAAGACUAAAGGAGCAAAUGCAGGACGAGAAUGGACAGAGCAGGAGACAUUGUUACUGUUGGAGGCCUUAGAAGUGUACAGGGACGACUGGAACAAAGUAUCAGAGCACGUGGGCUCCAGAACGCAGGAUGAAUGCAUCCUACACUUUCUACGUUUGCCCAUCGAGGACCCUUACCUGGAGGACUCGUCGGCCUCUCUGGGGCCGCUGGCGUAUCAGCCUGUGCCUUUUAGCCAAUCGGAAAACCCCGUCAUGAGCACUGUGGCCUUCCUGGCGUCUGUGGUAGAUCCCCGUGUGGCGUCAGCCGCAGCGAAGGCGGCGCUGGAGGAGUUCUCCAGAGCACAGGAAGACUCGCUGUAUAAAACCUCUGAUCCAUCCAACCAUCCAGAACAAACAGAUGCAGCGGAAGCGGAAAGUCUUGACUCCAGCUCCCAUCAGGUUCCUGUGAGGCUAGACGGAGUCAAGAUGGAGCCUGGUGUGCCAAAAGUGGACGGAGAUCAAGUUAAAAGAGAACAUAGUGAAAGUAUUCUGACGGAGGAGGGUGAUGUCAGGGGGGAGGAUUGUGAGAACAGGGGAGAAGGGGACGAUGGGACGAGAGGGAUGGAGCUGGACCUGGUGGAGGGAAGCGUUCCCAUGGCAGCAGCAGCAGCUCUGUCAUCUGCUGCCUCAAAGGCCAAGCACUUAGCAGCAGUAGAAGAGAGGAAGAUCAAGUCUCUGGUGGCUCUACUGGUGGAGACGCAGAUGAAGAAGCUGGAGAUCAAACUGAGACAUUUUGAAGAGCUGGAAACCAUCAUGGACAGAGAGAAGGAGGCUCUGGAGCAGCAGCGCCAACAGCUGCUGACAGAGAGGCAGACUUUCCAUACUGAGCAGCUGCAACAGGCAGAGAUGAAGGUUCGCCAGCAGAGGGAGCAGCAGGGCCAGCCGGGUUACACAAUGCAACAUUCAGGUCAGCCUGUGGCCAACAGGAUGGUACCUGGAGGAAACGGUCAGACGAUGGCCCCUCGUCUCCCCGGAGCUCCAAAUGGGAUGUACCCGUCGUCACAGCCUGAUGGGAUAGCGUCUGCUCAGCCCACUCCUCCGUCAUCCAGUCACAGCUGAACUGACCAGCAUACAAGACGCACAUAAAAGAAGUCUGCUUUAAUAAAGAAGGAUGACUAGAUUAAGUGUUCAAGUCAAUUGUUGGUAGUCCAUUGUUUCUAGACUGAAAACUUUGUGAGCACAUAAACCCAGCUGAUGUGUAUUUGGUCAUCAGUUGAGUUUGUCUUAUAUUUGUGAAAUAAUUGUUCUCUGGCAUCAAGAGUUGAGAAACUCGACUCAUUAAAGUUGCUUUUUUUAAUGAA